CUCUUCUUCUUCUUCUCCCCGUUGCAGCCCACCCGAAAGAAGAAAAAAAAAAAGGGAACCCAGCCAUGGCUUGAGGAAACCGGUAGAGAGCUUGAUUUUAUCCUUCUUUUCUUGCUCAAGAACAAGGUUGGAGCCUUGAAAUCUUUCCCCCCUGCAGGAAAGCUUCCGGAUCUGCCUUCCUCUGCUCUGUCCGUCUGUUGCUCUUCAUUGGGUGGAUGCGAAUUCUGGGCAUUUUUAGAUUUCCCUUGAAUUUCUCCUGCACUUGCCGCCGGCCUCUUCCCCCUGCCAGGUCCGGUUCUGCAGCUGGAAUUUUUGCUUUAGGACAAAGUUUAAGCAUUAAUUCAAGUGGAAUUUAUAUGAUUGAGUGUUAAAUGACUGCUGUGUGAUUUUUGGGGAAAAUCCCGUGAAUUAGCUAGUGUUUUGGCCAAUUAUGGAAAUAUCAGUUACUGUUCACGAGUACUGUUCACGCCCUACUGGCCAACAAUUAACGGGGAUUUAAAUGAUUAGUUUGUAAUAUAAGAACAAAUGUGGAGAUUGAUAGGAAUAGCAUUGUGAUUAGGGAUAGUCCUAAUGAAGUUUCACCUUGAAUUUGUGAUAGUAUAGAAUUAAUUCUUGUAUAUUUUGAUUAGGUUCCCGAUCGUUCUGUCAAUUAGCACUGAGAUUGAGUCUUCGGUUUUAUACAAGUGAGGUAAGUAAAUUUAUGGUAAUGCCCAUACAGUUUUUAAAAGCAUGUUUUGAUUUGUUUUUGAAGUGGUGGGGGGACUAAACCCGUUUUACACAAGUAUGAUUGAUUUGAAGUGAAAUUUUUAUACUUUUCAUUAAAUUGAGCAUGCCUACUUGAAAUUUAAUUGAUUGUCCUGAUGAUUUGAAAGUGAUUGGUGAAUUAUGAUUUUUCUGUUAACUUCUGUCUGUUUUGUCUCCGAUGUGGUUAUGUUAUUAAUGAUCCUAUUAGUGGGGGUUAAACGCUAGCACAUGUCGACAUGUUAUUGAUAGAACCGGUUCAUUCAAGUGUAGCCUGCCAGUGGGAGGUUUAUAACACUGGCCAUGACCUAUAGAGGAGACGUCUAUUUCGUUCCCAUACUGUAUCCGUUUUUUGUAAUUGUACAUGUUGGCAUGCUAUAAGUUUAAUAUGGGGCACUCCAUAUUUACUUACUGAGUUUAUCUCAUAGUUUUCCUUGUCCACCAUUUCAAGAAGCGAAACAGAGGACGGGGAAACCACAGGAAGUGACGAGUUAGAAGGCUAGCCAUUUCAAGAUUGAUAUAGAUUUUAGAAAUAAAUCAUGAUCUUGUAAACUAGACUUUAUUGGAGAUUUAAUAACAAAUUCUCACGACCAAUGUAAUCUUCAUCUUAUUUUAGAACAAUA
Rubroshorea leprosula is the source of this 1364-nucleotide messenger RNA. The record is from the annotation of a GenBank genome assembly. NCBI's taxonomy places the organism in Eukaryota, Viridiplantae, Streptophyta, Magnoliopsida, Malvales, Dipterocarpaceae.